Messenger RNA from Talpa occidentalis (Iberian mole), 4260 nucleotides. RefSeq names its product myogenesis regulating glycosidase (putative) (gene MYORG). Gene Ontology annotation, biological process: carbohydrate metabolic process; skeletal muscle fiber development. The record is from RefSeq and is a predicted model, not a curated record. Lineage: Eukaryota; Metazoa; Chordata; Mammalia; Eulipotyphla; Talpidae. Gene Ontology annotation, molecular function: hydrolase activity, hydrolyzing O-glycosyl compounds. Bases 183 to 2330 code for a protein of 715 amino acids. The transcript has 2 exons.
UGAUUCUAGCUCCGCGGCGCGAGGCGCCGCUCUGUGGCAGCUCAGCUCCCGCUAGCGUGGAGGGAUCCGCGGGAGCCUCCCUGCACCCCCAUUUCUGGGGUCACUGCCACUCAGGCAGGCAAGGUUUCAGAUGGGUUUUGUCUGGUAACCCCACUGCCUGCUCCUUCCUUAACUGGGAGCUGAUGCCCCAACAUCCUCAGGAGAAGUCCCAGGUCUACCCCCGCCGCCGCCGCCCCGGGAGCCACACAGGCACUGAGAGCCCGGAGGCUGUCUCAGCAGCAGCGAUGUACACCUUCCUGCCGGACACCUUCUCGCCUGUCAAGUCCAAACCAUCCAAGGAGCUGAAGCCGCUGCUGCUCUCGGUGGUCGUGGGGCUGCUGCUGGUGCUGGCGGCCGUCGUGGCCUGGUGCUACUACAGCGCGUCCCUGCGCAAGGCGGAGCGUCUGCGCGCCGAGCUGCUGGACCUCAGCAGCGGUGGCUUCUCCAUCCGCAAUCAGAAGGGCGAGCAGGUCUUCCGCCUGGCUUUCCGCUCGGGCGCGCUGGACCUGGACUCCUGCAGCGGUGACGGCGCCCUGAUCGGCUGCUCGCGCACGGCAGAUGGACGCCCCCUGCACUUCUUCAUCCAGACGGUGCGGCCCAAGGACACGGUCAUGUGCUACCGCGUGCGCUGGGAGGAGGCCGAGCCUGGGCGCGCGGUGGAGCAAGCCAUGUUCCUGGGCGACGCCACGGCCCACUGGUACGGCGGCGCCGAGAUGCGGACGCAGCACUGGCCCAUCCGCCUGGACGGCCAGCAGGAGCCGCAGCCCUUUGUCACCAGCGACGUCUACUCCUCCGACAGUGCCUUCGGGGGCAUCCUGGAGCGCUACUGGCUGUCCUCCCGCGCGGCUGCCAUCAAGGUCAACGACUCCGUGCCCUUCCACCUGGGCUGGAACAGCACGGAGCGCUCGCUGCGGCUGCAGGCGCGCUACCACGACACGCCCUACAAGCCCCCCGACGGCCACCCCGCCGCGCCGGAGCUCAGCUACCGCGUGUGCGUCGGCUCAGACGUGACCUCCAUCCACAAGUACAUGGUGCGGCGUUACUUCAAUAAGCCCUCGCGGGUGCCAGCCCCGGAGACCUUCCGGGACCCGAUCUGGUCCACGUGGGUCCUGUACGGGCGCGCCGUGGACCAGGACAAGGUGCUGCGUUUUGCGCAGCAGAUCCGCGAGCACCGCUUCAACAGCAGCCACCUGGAAAUCGACGACAUGUACACCCCGGCCUACGGGGACUUCGACUUCGACGAGGCCAAGUUCCCCAACGCCAGCGACAUGUUCCACCGCCUGCGCGAGGCCGGCUUCGGGGUCACGCUCUGGGUGCACCCCUUCGUCAACUACAACUCGUCGCGCUUCGGCGAGGGCGUGGAGCGCGAGCUGUUCGUGCGCGAGCCCACGGGCCGGCUGCCCGCGCUGGUGCGCUGGUGGAACGGCAUCGGCGCGGUGCUGGACUUCACGCGCCCCGAGGCGCGCGACUGGUUCCAGGCGCACCUGCGGGGGCUGCGCGCGCGCUACCACGUGGCCUCCUUCAAGUUCGACGCCGGCGAGGUCAGCUACCUGCCGCGGGACUUCAGCACCUACCGGCCGCUGAGCGACCCCAGCGUGUGGAGCCGGCGCUACACGGAGAUGGCGCUGCCCUUCUUUGCGCAGGCCGAGGUGCGCGUGGGCUACCAGUCGCAGAACAUCUCCUGCUUCUUCCGCCUGGUGGACCGCGACUCGGUGUGGGGCCACGACCUGGGCCUGCGCUCGCUCAUCCCGGCCGUGCUCACCGUCAGCAUGCUGGGCUACCCCUUCAUCCUGCCCGACAUGGUGGGUGGCAACGCGGUGCCCGAGCGCACAGCGGGCGGCGCGGGCGUGCCCGAGCGCGAGCUGUACGUGCGCUGGCUGGAGGUGGCCGCCUUCAUGCCCGCGCUGCAGUUCUCGGUGCCACCCUGGCACUAUGACGCCGAGGUGGUGGCCAUUGCGCGCAAAUUCGCCGCGCUGAGGGCCUCGCUCGUGGCGCCGCUGCUGCUGGAGCUGGCGGGCGAGGUGACCGACACGGGCGACCCCAUCGUGCGCCCGCUCUGGUGGAUAGCGCCCGGCGACGAGGCGGCGCACCGCAUCGACUCCCAGUUCCUCAUCGGGGACACGCUGCUGGUGGCGCCGGUGCUGGAGGCCGGCAAGCAGGAGCGCGACGUCUACCUGCCCGCGGGCAAGUGGCGCAGUUACAAGGGCGAGCUUUUUGACAAGACGCCGGUGCUGCUCACAGAUUACCCUGUGGAUCUGGACGAGGUGGCCUACUUCAUGUGGGUGUCCUGACCCAGCCCAGGGUCCAGGAAGCCCACCGCCCUGCACCCGGUCUUCAUGCAGGCCUGUAACUUAAUCUCCAUCACAACCACACCGUGCGCCCCACCCGAGCCUCUGCCUCCCCACAGUGUGGGUGCUGGCCUAAAUGUGCUCUAAGCAGGGGAGGGGGUGUUGAGGCAACCUCCCACUGCAGGGCACCGUCCUAACAGCCCACUGUUCUAUCCACGCUCAUUCAGAUCCCUGAAAGCUCUCCCCGGGAAUGGGGUGACAGAGCUCAGUGGUGAAAGGUCAGCUGUUUUCCUGCUAUGCAUGGUUGGGUUUGAGAAGCACACAGAGAAACCUUACCCUCCGUUCUGGCUUGAGUGGCCAUUUUUGGCCCCAAAUAGCCCCCUGCCACACUUAGAGAGGACACAUUUUUUUUUUCUCUUGGAAGCUAAGCCCUGGACUGGCUUGAACUGCUGCUGACCUGGUCCCACCCCAGUUGGCAAGAAGGAAUGGAGGUAUUUGUCCAACUGACAAGGACACAAGAGGUCUCCUCCCAGAGAAAAUGAGGACAGGCUCAGCUCGGAGACAUGCUCCACGGCCCGCAUUUGUGAAGAGACUCCUAGCACUGCACUGACCCUCUGGGUACACACAUGGACGCCCCGGGCCUCAUGGGCAAUGACUUAGAAGGUCAUGCUGGCUAGACUCGGUGCCUUAACUCAAGAACCUGUAUGUGUGUGUGUGUGUGUGUGUGUGUGUAUAUGUGUGGGGUACAAUGUGGAUCUAUGGAAUAAACACAAACACCCCUGAGGUCAGAUAAAACUAGAGGUUUUGUUUUUUGAGGUUUUGAUGAUUGAACUGGCACCCUCCCAGGUGACUCUGGUAGAAAAUAAACAACACUUUCAAGAUUCCUCAGCUGCCUCACUCCCUACACAAAUGAUAGGGUGUGGCCUAAAAGGGAAUGGUUUUCUGACUCCGCCGGUGGCGGGCUUCAGCACACGAACCACAUGCAUACAUCAACACCUGUGAAUACACACACAGGGUAAGGUCUUCUAUUUCAGUUUUUUUCCUUUCCUAAGAAGAGCAACCUCAGCCAGCUUGAUUUUCCCUGACUUUGCAGCUGAGUCUGGAGAAAGUGACUUGCCAGAGCAGGGAGGUGGAAAGCAGGGCAGGGGUCAGCCUCCCUCAACAGCUGGGACAGCAGAACCAGGUCCCUGGAGCCUCUACUGAAUGCACCCCUUUGCCUGCUUCUGCACCCCCUAUAUUUGAUCAAUUUGAAGAAUGCCUGAUGAAAGUUUUGGGGCACUCACAGUUGCCAUCUUGAGCGCUGAUUCUACCACUCAUCUACACGUUGUGUGACCUUGAGCAAGUUGCUUGAGCCACAAUUUCCUUAUAUGUAAAGUGGUUAUAAUCGUGCCUAGCUCCCAGGUUGUGGGAAUUAUAAGCACAGAAGUAUGUAAAGUGCCUGGCACAAGUAGGUGCUCAAUAAAAGGUAGCUAUUAUAAUACCAUUUCUCUUUUUUCUUGCUUAAAACAUUAAGUGUUUUUUUUUCAGACCUCAGCUCCCAACUCAUCUGGCUUCCUCUGGGCCUGCUUAUGACACCCUCUUCCGAAACCUCUGCACACAGCACCCAGUUGAGCUCUGAGUGUGUGAUGCAAAGGACACAGGGAUUCAGGAGACAGGCGAGAGGAGAGAGAGCUGAAGGUGUGAUGUCGGGAGCCAGGGUUUCUGGCACCCUGGAUGAUAGGGAAUAAAUGGAACUAGCUUUCCUCUCCUUUUUGUCAAGCGCAUCUCCCCAGCAGUACUCAUUAAUGAACUUCCUCAGGCCCCUGGUAGCCAGCCAUGUGCUAUAGAAGUGACUGCAGAAGAAAGACACUCAGGCUGGCCUCUGGCCACUUCCCCAAAUGACUGGAGAGCCUGGCUCCCCCAUGAAUGGCCCUCCCACUCUGUGCCACCUGUA